Messenger RNA from Ctenocephalides felis (cat flea), 726 nucleotides. RefSeq names its product venom allergen 5 2-like. NCBI's taxonomy places the organism in Eukaryota, Metazoa, Arthropoda, Insecta, Siphonaptera, Pulicidae. The coding region runs from base 112 to 726 and encodes 204 amino acids. The record is from RefSeq and is a predicted model, not a curated record. The transcript has 5 exons.
GUGGCGAAUGGUACGGAUUAUUGUGACGACUUUUUAUGUUGGGAUGUUGGACUGCCGCAUGCUGGGUGCAAUCACACGGGCAAACCAGCUGAUGUGUGUCAAAAAUUCAAAAUGAUUUCUAUGACGAACGAAAGAAAGGCGAUUCUCUUGGAUGAGCAUAAUCGACUUCGUAACAAAAUUGCUGCGGGCGAAGAAAAACAGAGCAAGGAUGGACUAUUGCCGCCCGCUAGCUCAAUGAAUAUGCUGAUAUGGGAUGAUGAACUUGCAUACCUUGCGCAAUUGAACGUGAUGAGCUGUAUCAUGCGACAUGAUUGUGCCAGGACAGAUAAAUUUCCGCAUGCAGGACAAAAUUUAGGAAGCGUUUGGUCAACAUCGCUGGAUUAUUUUCAAGUUACUGACCCACUGUUAGUUGACAUCAUCAGACGAUGGUAUGAUGAAGUGGCAGAUUGCGAGCUUUCACUUCUACAAAGCUACCACAAUAUUGAAGAUGGCAUCCAAAGAGGUCAUUUCACCCAAUUGGUUCGCGAUGAGGCUACUCACAUGGGCUGCGCGGUAUCCUUCUUCCUGCAACCUCACCCAGAAUUCGGUUUGGUCCAUGCGCUGCUAAUGGCAUGCAAUUAUUCCGAAGGAAAUCUUUUAGAGGCACCAACGUAUGCGAUUGGACAACCAUGUUCUAAAUGCAAAAAGUGUAAUAAAAAGUAUUUAUCAUUAUGUGAGCAGUCAUAA